AUGACCCUGCAGCCGCCAGCCAGCCGCCGCCUUGGCCGCCAGCCCACCGGGGCAACCGGGGUCGCGGGCCGUCUCCCGCCUCCACUGAAACCACCGCUCCAAGCCAAGACUACAAUCGGGGAGCACGACGUCCUGCUCGCUGGGCAGGGGGCACUCGGGGGGCAACAGCUGCGCGCGGCGGUGGCGGGCGCCGCCGAUGGCCGCAGGGCGCUCCAGUGGCAUCUGUUCUUGACGUCUGCCUUUGGGGUCACGGUUACCACGAGGGAGCCUAGUCCCGCACCUCAAGAAUUUCUCGUUUUUCCUAAAAGCUUCAGAGACUUGUGUUCCCAUGUAAACCUGUGUCCUGGCACAAGGCAUCUGGGUGGUCAAGGGUCGCUGUCCCGUGGACACGCCUCCCCCCUUGAGGCACCCUGCUCGCUGUCAGCACCAGGAGCGGGGGGAAAGCGCGACGAGAAACUCAUCCUGCCCAUCAACUCCUCUCUGAGCGUCACCCUGCACCAGGACCAGUUGAAGACCACCACGACGGCCGCCAUCAGCAAGGACUUCACCGAGGACCGGAUCUGGCUGAAUGGCCGGGAGCAGGACGUCCGGCAGCCUCGCUUGCAGGCGUGUCUCCAGGAGAUCCGCAGGCUGGCCCAGAAGCGCCGCAGCGGAGGCGGCGAGGACCCGGCCCUCAGCCUCGGCUACAAGGUCCACGUGGCGUCGGUGAACAACUUCCCCACCGCGGCCGGCCUGGCCUCCUCGGCCGCCGGCUACGCCUGCCUAGCCUUCGCCCUGGCCCGCGUCUACGGGGUGCAGAGUGACCUCUCGGAGGUGGCCCGCCGCGGCUCGGGCAGCGCCUGCCGCAGCCUGCAUGGGGGCUUUGUGGAGUGGCAGAUGGGGGAGCGGGCAGACGGCCAGGACAGCGUCGCCCGGCAGGUGGCUCCCGAGUCGCACUGGCCAGAGCUCCGCGUCCUCAUCCUGGUGGUGAGUGGUCACCACCCGUCCGAGAAAACCUGGUCACCGGGGACAGUGGGUACCCUCAGCACCCCCGCAGGUGCCGCGGCAUCAGGCCGCAGCGGGCGGUGGGUCAGAGUCCUCAUCGCGGGAGGCAUCGUGGCCACCGCCGGGCAGUUCACACAGUGGUACUUCGGGGCCUACUCGAUCGCCGCUGGCGUGUUCGUGUGUGCCCUGGAGUACCCCCGCGGCAGGCGGCAGAGGGGCUCCACCCUGGAGCGCUGCGGACAGAAGUACAUGACCCAAGUGGUGAAGAUGCUGGGCCCCCUGUCCAGGAAUUACUACAUCCGGGCCUUCCUGCAUCUUGCCCUGGCGAUCCCUGCGGGCUUCUUGCUGGCCACCAUCCUGGGCACGGCCUGCCUGGCCAUCGCCAGCACCAUCUACCUGCUGGCGGCCACCCGCGGGGAGCAGUGGGCCCCCAUUGAGCACAAGCCCAAGGAGCGCCCGCAGGUGGGCACGACCAUCAAGCAGCCACCCAGCAACCCCCCACCCCGGCCCCCUGCCGAAGCCAGAAAGAAGCCCAGCGAGGAGGGGGAUGAGGGGGCGGGAGCUGCAGGGGUCCCCACCGGCGGCCCCCAGGUCAACCCCAUGCCUGUGUACGAUGAGGUGGUGUGACUGCUACCGCCAGGACAUGACCACAAUAAACAGGAUGAAAGCUG
Molecule: messenger RNA, 1655 nt
Organism: Condylura cristata (star-nosed mole)
Lineage: Eukaryota; Metazoa; Chordata; Mammalia; Eulipotyphla; Talpidae
Exons: 13
Coding region: 1-1611 (536 amino acids)
Biological process (GO): isopentenyl diphosphate biosynthetic process, mevalonate pathway
Cellular component (GO): cytosol
Molecular function (GO): heme binding; ATP binding; diphosphomevalonate decarboxylase activity
Source: RefSeq, a predicted model, not a curated record